AUGGGACGCAACGCCCGAAAGCGCAUCUCCUACGUGCUGCCACUUGCGAACUCAGCGGGAGGACAUCGGCUGGGAGUCAACGGCUUGGCUGUCGACCCAGCCAACUCUAUUCUCUACUCGGGUGGACGAGAUGGCGUAAUUUGCGCAUGGGACCUGCACCUUGAUUUGAACAAGCAUGACUCCGAAGAACGCGACCCCUUCGCCGACUCCAAUGCCACCGACUUCAAACCUCCACCCACCCAGUUCCGCCAGCAGGUCCAGGCGCACACCCACUGGAUCAAUGACAUUGUACUUGCCCAGAACAGCCAGGCCCUCGUCUCUGCCUCUUCCGAUAUCACCGUAAAGGUAUGGCGGCCAGCUGCCACCGACGCGCUUCCACCGCAGACCAUUGGCCUACACACCGAUUAUGUUAAGCGCGUGGCGUCGCCAGGCGGCAACGAGAACUGGGUAGCAUCAGGUGGGCUGGAUCGCAAGAUCAGCCUGUGGGAUCUGAACGGUGCUGGCAAGAAGCUCGAGAUAGCUGUGGGCGAGGACGAGAAUACCGCCAAGGGCUCGGUGUACGCAUUGGCCGCGACGCCCAACAUCAUUGCCAGUGGUGGACCAGAGAGCAUUGUGAGGGUCUGGGACGCCAGGACGGGCAAGCGCAUCACCAAGUUUGUUGGACACACGGACAACGUGAGGGAUAUACUAUUGGCACAGGAUGGCGACACCAUCCUGACGGGCUCGUCUGAUCAGACAGUCAAGGUGUGGUCCAUGACCGCAGGUCGCUGCAUGUACACGCUCACCAUGCACAACGACAGCGUGUGGUCACUAUACUCGGACUCGCCAGACCUCUCCGUCUUCUACUCUUCUGACCGAUCGGGCGUAGUAGCGAAAAGUGACGUUCGAGACUGCGCUGAAAUGGAUGAAGGUCUCUCAGUUGCGGUAUGUCAAGAGCACGAUGGCGUGAACAAGAUUGUUGCCGCGGGCGAGUACGUCUGGACGGCAACCUCGAGUUCGAGCAUCAACAGGUGGAACGACGUCGAGACAUGCGCCGAGGUCGAGCUACCUCAAGACUACAAAUGGCACAGGAGUAGUAUGUCUACCAUGCGAUCCCGCUACCCUUCGCCCCCUGGAGCGAGCCCGCCUGCAAAUGGAGCGACACCAAAAAUACCCCUAAAAUCCCUGCUUCGCAUGUCGAAUACUGCGCCAUUUCCCCAAGCUCUCGCUACAAAGGAUCCCGAUGCUUCGACUGUGGCUAGCAUUCGCAAACCUGCAGAGGUUUUGAUUCAGUCGGAUCACAAUACCACUGCUCCUGUUCGAAGCCUUCCUGACUUCACCAUUGAAGGCCAGAAUGGUUUGAUUAAGCAUCAUCUACUGAAUGAUCGCAGAAGAGUAUUAACUCUCGAUACGGCGGGAGAGGUGAUGCUGUGGGAUCUUCUGCAGUGUGUUCCGAUCAAGUCCUACGGCAAAAAGCACAUGGAAGAUGUCUUACCCGAGAUAAAUACUCGCGACAGUGUUGCACACUGGUGUGGUGUAGACACACGGAUAGGUACUCUAACCUGUGUUUUAGAAGAGAAUUAUUGCUUUGACGCUGAAUCGUAUGCGGACGAUCUUCAGCUGGAAGAGCAGAUUGAGUUUCGUGAAGAUCACAGGAUAAACCUGGGCAAGUGGAUUUUACGGUACCUAUUCUCGAAUCUCAUAGACGAAGAGAUAAGACGAGACGAGAUCUUCCGAGCCGACCUUAUAAAGCAGAAAGAAGAGGAACCGAAGCCCAGCCGGCCUACCAAUAUCGAGUUGCCGGAUCCUGGCCUCAGUGGGUGGGACAACAACGUUUCUGGACCCACCUCAGCCUCUACAAUCAAGGCCAACAAUGGAUUUCACUUACCGCACACCCCUGGGCUGGCUAUUGGACUAGCAACACCCAUGCAGGCACCACCCAGUGCAGGUCGCAAUUCUCAGAGCAACACAGUCCUGACCCCCACUACUGAGGAGGGUGCACAGUUGGAGAAGACAUCAACGCAACGAAGCUCAACGCAGGAUGGUGGUGAUUACUUUGGCAGUGCUUCCACCACUAACACGAACGGCAACAGCAAUGGCAAGCCUGGUGAUGCAAAGGAGGGCACCGCAGAAUCGAAAGACGAACCUUUGCAAUCGCCCUCGGAGCCAGAUACACCAGCCAAGAAGGGUAAAGGCAUGUUUGGCAAGAAGUUCUUCAAUAUGAAAAAGUUCAGCACCGGGACCGCUACAGCCGAACCGGCCAAGCCAGCUGUGGACGAAAAGGCAGAGGACAGUGACUCGCGAUCCAGCAAGACGGACGAGAAAACCAUCGAGGAUAACUUCUUCGGUUCCAUACAAAGGAUACGGCAGGGCUAUGAAGAACAACUUGCUGCCGGUGCCACGAAGCUCGAAACGCAAAUCGCGCCCAGCUUGCCCAGCGAAACUCCUGUGCUGAAGCCCCCAGCCUCAACGACCAUCUUGAUCCAAGAGGACCGUCCAGACUCGGGCGGUGUAGCCGAUCUCUUCGAAGGCAAAGUAGGCAGUCUAGGUCUCCAGGCAGACCUGAUAGAAAAAGCAGCACCCAUGUGGCUCGCCGAAGUGUUGUUACGCAACCAACUCCCCAUCAAAGACAUUGUCAAAGUCUCCUUCAUCCUCGAGCCCUUUAACAACGCGCUCCCCAGCAUCUCCUCGGACGGGUACAUUCCCUUUUCCCUCCCCUUCGAAACCGCAGCCCGCGCUAACGCCCGCCUCAGCAAUAAUCGCCUCAAUGCAAACCGCAUGCUGCGCGCACGCAAGAUUCUGGGCUACGUUGCCGAGCGCAUUGAGCCCGCGUUGUCAAAGGAAGAGGGCGAGGUGGAAGAUGCUGGUUUGAAGCCAGAAGAGUAUUUGGAACUUUGGUGUAAUGGCCAGCCUCCAUACGCGCCCACGUCUGGCGCGGCGGCGGCGACGUCCUACUCCACUACAAGGCAAACGGCCGCAAGGAAAUCAAAUACAAACCCUAUCCUGGUCCGCAGUCUGGUGCGCCGCCGGGUCCUGUGCAUGGUUUGGGGUUGGCGGCGGCGGGGCAGACGCAGAGUGCGAGGGUGA
Plenodomus lingam JN3 is the source of this 3066-nucleotide messenger RNA. NCBI's taxonomy places the organism in Eukaryota, Fungi, Ascomycota, Dothideomycetes, Pleosporales, Leptosphaeriaceae. The record is from RefSeq and is a predicted model, not a curated record.